This is a messenger RNA of Mobula hypostoma (lesser devil ray), 2535 nucleotides long. It is a transcript of the gene rbm20, whose product is annotated as RNA binding motif protein 20. Gene Ontology annotation, cellular component: nucleus. The record is from RefSeq and is a predicted model, not a curated record. The transcript has 7 exons. Gene Ontology annotation, molecular function: mRNA binding. The coding region runs from base 616 to 2406 and encodes 596 amino acids. Gene Ontology annotation, biological process: regulation of RNA splicing. Lineage: Eukaryota; Metazoa; Chordata; Chondrichthyes; Myliobatiformes; Myliobatidae.
UUUCUCUCCUAGCUUCUUGCGCUGAUUUACGACAGUGAGAUUGUGCUGUCAUACACGGUUCGGGGUAUCCAGAGGAGGCAGUGUCUGUGUUGGUCAGGAGAGCUUGACACUGGCCACAUUGCAAUCUGAUCCAGCUGCUGUCCGGGUUAUCAGAAUAGCAGCUGCUUGCAGGCUGAUUCUGCACCUACUGGGUGACUAAUAGCAUUCCAGACGCAUCAAAUAGAGAAGGCAUUUCGAUGUUCUCGUCUGGUGUCCGUCAAUUGCACUUGCUGAGAGACAGGCUGGCCUAUCAACAGGAGCUGGGCGACCCAUUGACUUUCUGUCUGUUUCUUCCGUAAAUUCACCUGCUUCCUGCCUAAUCCUUUGAAGGUGCUCUUCAAGAGAGUGAAUGAAGUUGUCAGAGAACCCCCAAGGAGAAAUCGAAGAAUCAAAGUAUUCGGGAGCUUGACUCAGCUCUGAACACAUCAAGCCGGGUCCCAUCCGUUCUUUAAAACGACAGCGACGGGGAGUUUUUUGCCGCAGUGCUCUUGUUGGGACUGGACCCCUGACAGUUAGAGGGGAGGCAGAGUAUUAGCAGGUAUAGCUGGCACGAAGAACCAAACCAGUGACUGCGGCAUGAACAAACAACCCGAUAGAAAUACUGGUGACAUGGCUGCCCAAACACCGGGCUCCGAUCCAGAAACAUCAGGAGGGCAGCCACAGAUUCCGCCCACCACAUCAAGUGUUGCGAAGACCUUGGAGAAGAAUUCUUUUUCCACCAGCGGAGGGACUCCAAGUGCCAUCCUGCCAUCAGCUGCCAGCAUCCAGCUCGCUCAGCUCCAAGCCCAGCUGACCCUUCAGCGCCUGAAGUUCGCUCAGUCCGCGGUGAACAGCAACACAGCGGCUGCCAGUGUCCUGAGCCAGGUCCUCACCAAGGUUGCUAUGUCUCAGCCUCUGUUUAACUCACUGAUUGGCGCCACAACUGCACAAGCAGGGGGGUGUUUGCCCGGCCCAGCUAUGCCCCCGGCUGGCCUGGCUUAUCCCCCGCAAACUCCAGCAUUAACUGCUCUGGUGGCUGGAGGCAUGGGCCAAGGUGGGAGUAUGCGGACACAGAACUCCAGCCCACUCACAAUGAACCCAUUUGUGGGGAUGACUUCACAGACAUCUGCCCAUUCAGCAGCUCCAGCUUUGAACCUGAGCAAACCUGUCUCGUCACGGCCUUCCAGUGCCUUCUCUGAAUAUCCAGCUGACUUCUCGUGUAAGACCAGUGCUGCCAGCAACCACACCUACAUGCACGAUGAGGUGCUAUCUACCCAAGGCCUUCAUCCAUUUGGCUUCAGUGGCGAUAUACCCAACGUCCUUCCUGCUAACCACGGCCCAGUUAAAGGGCCGCCACUUUUGAGCCAGCCCCAUCCUGGAUUUCAGCUGGACUUCCAGAAUUCCCAGGCAUCCAGAAUGCAUGCACUUGGUUAUCUGGGAGAAAUGAAUGCUGGUGGUUUCCCCCAGGUCCAGCCAUCUGCAAGUACACAGAACCAGGGGAGCUGGACACCGGAUCAGUGGCAAAACCUGCAGCCCAACAGGCCUGAGUUUGCAGCCCAGCCCCAGGACAUGUGGCCCUCCAAGGGUCAACAGCUGCACAUGAGGAAUGAGCUGUACAACCCCGAGGAGCCGACAUCUGAAGGGAAGUCCAUGGUUGGACAUCCAGCUCACCUCAACAGACCCAGCAAUUGCAACCAGAAGUUCUCUGGCCCACCGUUCAAUCCCCGCGACAGGCCACUGCCAGGAUCCCUCCCAGAGAGACAAAUGCAGCCCCGAGAACUCAAUGACUUCCAUGGCAUGGUGCCCUCUCAGCUGCCUCACAUUUGCUCUAUAUGCGACAAGAAAGUCUUCAACCUCAAGGAUUGGGAACAUCAUGUGAAAGGAAAGCAUCACAUCCAGAACUGCACUAUCUUCUCUGAAAGUUCAGGAAUUGGGUCAAGUAACUUUACAAGACCGACAAAUGGAGGUGUCAACUCAGGUGGAAGCAGUACAAUUUUCACUCCUUCCGACCUCCCAUUAGAUAACAGUCAAUCUCACUUGAGGACGUAUCCCCCACUAAGUCAUGGAUUCUCUUCACCACCUCCUGGAUCAAAGCUUUUUCCGCAGAGGAAGCCUGGACCCAGCCGCGUUGUUCACAUCUGCAACCUUCCUGACGGAAGCUGCACCGAGAGUGACGUCAUUAAUCUUGGACUUCCAUUUGGGAAAGUUACAAAUUACAUCCUCAUGAGAGCCACAAACCAGGCCUUUCUGGAAAUGGCAUAUCCUGAAGCAGCCCAGGCCAUGGUACAGUUCUACCAACAGAAACCCCCUGCCAUUGGUGAACAGCAGCUACUUGUUCGCAUGUCCAAACAAUAUAAAGAGCUCAAGCUGAAGGUAAGGUUACAGUGAAAUGUGACUUGAACGUAGGAUCGAUAUGUGCAAUGUAACCAGCAUAAUGCCGAACGAAGCACAAGGUCACAGAAAACACAGAAACUAAUUUUUCAUCCCAGCGAGUCCAUACCAACCAUCAAUCAUCUG